GUUGAGUUACACGUCAGUAGGGAACCUGUACUGGUGACUGGACGUGUGCAGUGCGCGUCAGCCGCUUCCCGGAUGCACCGAACAGAAACAUGGAACGGGUAGUGGUGGAACUACCGAUCAACAACGGGUUUUCCCUCGCCGGCACCUCCACAGCUCCACGCAAGCGCCAGGUUCGUUUUUCAGCUCGUCAUGACAUCAUCCUUCUGCGAGAGGUCAUCGCCCAGAACCCCUUCGCCUCAAAGGAGCCAGGACGGAUCUGGGCCCGUGUUGGUGAGAUCAUCACUGCAGCUCUACAAGAUGAGAACUUUGAGGUGGACGCCAGGAGGUGCAGAGAGAGGACCAUGCUGCUGCUGGACUACUACAAGAAGCAAGACUUCCCCAGUCUGCGCAGAUUUGGAACAGAGAGGUUGUACGCUCAAAAGGAAGACCUGCUCCAUGAGGUUUUGGAGCUGGAGGCGGAGAAGGGGCUUCUGGCCGGCGGGGAAAACACAAAGUACCAGGACGAUGAACUAAGAAAGCGAGCCCUCGAAGAACUAACUCUACCUGAGCAGGACAAACCCAACAUCACCAUCACACAAACUACAGAACCAGAAGAGGACCGCGAGGAGAUGGCAGAGCUCUCAGCGGCGCCCACAGCCAAGCAGCCCUGCCAGUGCUGCUGCCAGACCUACUCUGAGAUCCUCAGCUUCCUGGAGAAACGCUCAGAAGCCGAGCAGCGGCUACGAGAGGAGGAGCUUUCCCUGCGCCGGGAGGAGCUGGAGAUUCAAAGGAGUCAAAUCAGUCUGGAGAGGGAGCGUCUGGGAGCUGAGAGAAAAGAGAGAGAACGGAGAUUUGAGCUGGAGAGCCAGGAGCGGCAGGUCAUCUUGGACCUGUUAAAAGAAAAGGUGCUGAAAAGCUGACCAACUGCAUUUAAUGCAAUAUGGGGGAAAACGAUGGUUGAUUGCUUAAAAGAGGAAGAAAACCUCGGAAAGGGAAGUGAAAACAUCAAUAAUUGUAGGUUGUUAAAUGCAGGUCGUUGUAAAAUAACCAAAUAAAAUGGAGGGCAGUAAUACAGGAUUUGCUGAUGACACAACAGCAAAACAAAUGUUGUGAGUGUCUGUAGGCAUUAACUGUAAGUGUGUUUGGUGUAGGGCUGUGCAAUUAAUCGUAUUUUAAUCGCGAUUACGAUUAUGGUUUGCGACGAUUAUGAAAACAGCAUAAUUGACAAAAUACGAUUAUUUAGCUGGGUGCGCUUCGCCCCACCCUAAAAGCCCACUCGGCCACGUGGGAGUGACGUGUUGUGAGUGUUCCGCGCAAGCGAAGAUGUCAGA
Messenger RNA from Gymnodraco acuticeps, 1310 nucleotides. RefSeq names its product trichohyalin. The transcript is spliced from 7 exons. The record is from RefSeq and is a predicted model, not a curated record. The coding region runs from base 90 to 899 and encodes 269 amino acids. Lineage: Eukaryota; Metazoa; Chordata; Actinopteri; Perciformes; Bathydraconidae.